AUGUAUACUCUCAAGACGCUUUCUGUUCUGGCUGUCGCUGCCGGCGUCGCCGUUGCAGCCCCGACCCCUACUGAGGAGGGCACCGGCCUGGCGAAGCGGUGGUAUCACGGCUACCACUGGUGGUCGACUGGCGACGGCAGCACCUCCUUGGUCAUCCCUCAGGGAUGGACUCCUGGUCAAGCAGCGCCAACUGAAGCUCCCACCACAACUGUCGUGACUGUGGUCACUGAAGUGGCAGGCUCUCCUCCUGCUGCAGCCGCUCCCGCUUCAUCUUCUCCUGCUCCCGCUCCCGCUGCUCCAGCUACUCCUGUCGCCUCCUCCAGCAGCCCAGCUCCCACCAUCGGCUCCAGCUCCGGCGACUACAUGGACGUUGUGUCCAAGUGGCGUUCGGCCGGCGGUCUCCCUGCCCUCAGCAGGGACAGCACCCUCGAGGCCAAUGCCCUCAAGACCAGCACCGACAGCGUUGGUGGCCUGAAGCACGAGCUCAACCCAGGUACCAUGGCUCAGGUGCUUGCUCCUGGUAGCCCUUCCAACUUUGAAGAGGUCUACGUUGGUGGCUGGCUCUGCGAAAUUCCAACUCUACCCGGCUUGGACGGAAUCUGCUCCACUGCUUCUCAGGGCUGGUCUUACGACGGACAGACAGGUCAUGCCACCAUUUUGACGAGCACAUCCUAUUCAAAGAUCGGGUGCGCAAUCGCAAGCAACACCAACGUCUGGUCAUGUGGGUAA
Messenger RNA from Exophiala spinifera, 729 nucleotides. RefSeq lists its product as uncharacterized. NCBI's taxonomy places the organism in Eukaryota, Fungi, Ascomycota, Eurotiomycetes, Chaetothyriales, Herpotrichiellaceae. The transcript has a single exon. The coding region runs from base 1 to 729 and encodes 242 amino acids. The record is from RefSeq and is a predicted model, not a curated record.